CGAUGAUUGAUCUAAAUUAUGUGCCUUUUCCUGUUCAACAAAUAGGGUGUAGGACAUGCGAUGCCAGAUCCUGAGACAAGGUAAAUUCAUGCAGGCUCUGUGUUUACUGUAGAGUGAGUCUGGCAAAACAGGUUAUGUCAGAUCAGGUAAAUCAUGUCAAACUGUAAUAAUUCAACACGGAUUGAUUCAAAGAUGACUGGGAAAAGACAUACUUUGCGCGACCAGGAAGCGUGGUCAGUUGGACUUCUUAAUUGAUCAUACAAGUUAGCCACCAAUGAAAUGUCAAAGUUCUAACAAGUGAGCUGCGGUGUCUACUGCAUAAAAUACAAUAUAGGUACGAGUAAAUUGUUAUAGCAUCUAAUCCUUCACUCCAUUUUUCUCUCUGCUAACCACACCAAGAAGGGAUCAGAAAGAUGUAAGAGAGGGCUUCCUCCUCCUCCUCCUACCUUAUGCUCUUCCCUGAUUAGACCAUUUGGUGCUGCCUAGACAGGACACAGGUUCAGCAUCUGCUUUCCAUGCUUGUAUCGAAAAGAAGCCAUGCAGCCGCUCCAUUUUUCAUACAAGAAAUACAGGAGUAGAUUACCCAUACCAGUCCUUGCCAUUGCUCUUGUGCUGCUGGUCUCUUUGGCCACCCCUACAAGUUCCUGCACAGAGCAGGAGAAGACAUCUCUCCUCCAAUUCCUUGCUGGGCUCUCGAAGGUUUCUGGUCUCGCCAAGUCAUGGAAGGAAGAAGGCACUGAUUGCUGCCAAUGGCAAGGGAUCACCUGCAACGGUAACAAGGCGGUCACUCAGGUCUCUCUGCCAUCUAGAGGCCUUGAAGGGUCAAUCAGACCUUCUCUUGGUAACCUCACUAGCUUACAGCACCUUAACUUGUCCUACAACUCACUGUCCGGUGGCCUGCCGCUAGAAUUGGUGUCGUCCAGCAGCAUCAUCGUCCUGGACGUCAGCUUCAACCACCUCACUGGAGACCUGCAUGAGCUGCCAUCUUCAACCCCUGGCCAGCCUCUAAAGGUACUUAAUAUCUCAAGCAACUUGUUUACAGGGCAGUUUACAUCCACAACAUGGAAGGGGAUGGAGAAUCUAGUCGCACUCAAUGCCAGCAACAACAGCUUUACUGGGAAGAUUCCAAGUCAUUUCUGUAACAUAUCACAAAACUUUGCUAUCCUUGAACUCUGUUACAACAAACUCAGUGGCAGUAUUCCCCCAGGACUCGGUAAUUGCUCCAAGCUCAAAGUGCUCAAGGCUGGCCACAACCACCUCAGUGGGGGUCUCCCUGAUGAACUCUUCAAUGCUACCUUGUUGGAGCAUCUCUCUUUUUCCAGCAACAGUUUACAUGGAAUUCUUGAGGGCACACAUAUAGCCAAACUCAGUAAUCUGGUCAUCCUUGAUCUUGGAGAAAAUAAUUUCAGGGGAAAGCUACCCGAUUCCAUAGUUCAGCUCAAGAAAUUGCAGGAACUUCAUUUGGGCUAUAACAGCAUGUCUGGGGAGCUGCCAUCCACCCUGAGCAACUGCACAAAUCUCACAAACAUCGACCUCAAGAACAACAAUUUCAGUGGAGAACUCACCAAGGUCAUUUUCUCCAACUUACCCAAUCUAAAAAUCUUAGAUCUCAGGAAGAACAACUUCAGUGGCAAAAUUCCAAAAAGCAUAUAUUCAUGCCACAGACUAGCUGCGCUGCGUCUAUCUUUUAAUAAUUUCCAAAGCCAGUUAUCAAAGGGACUAGGCAAUCUGAAGUCACUCUCCUUCCUUUCACUUACUGGCAAUAGUUUUACAAAUUUGACAAAUGCACUUCAGAUACUAAAGAGCUCCAAAAACCUCGCUACCCUUCUUAUUGGGCUGAACUUCAUGAACGAGAGCAUGCCAGAUGAUGAAAGCAUUGACGGUUUUGAGAAUCUUCAGGUUCUUUCCUUAAGUGCAUGCUCAUUGUUGGGGAAAAUACCUUAUUGGUUAUCAAAGCUAACAAAUUUGCAGAUUUCCUCCUGCAUGGAGCUGGAGAGGACAUCCCUCCUCCAGUUCCUCUCGGAGCUCUCGCAGGAUGCUGGUCUCACCAAGCUUUGGCAAGGUACUGACUGCUGCAAAUGGGAAGGAAUCACCUGCAACCAAAACGGGACAGUCAGUGCUGUCUCGCUGCCUUACAGGGGCCUUGAGGGGCAUAUCUCACAGUCCCUUGGCAACCUCACUGGCUUGCAGCGUCUUAACUUGUCCUACAAUUCGCUGUUCGGUGACCUGCCGCUCGGAUUGGUGUCAUCCACAAGCAUCAUCGUCCUCGACGUCAGCUUCAACCAGCUCAAUGGAGACCUGCAUGAGCUGCCAUCUUCAACCCUGGGCCAGCCUCUACAGGUACUUAACAUCUCAAGCAACUUGUUUACAGGGCAGCUUACAUCCACAUCAUGGGGGAUGCAGAAUCUGAUUGCAUUGAAUGCCAGCAAUAACAGCUUUACUGGGCAGAUUCCAAGUCAUUUCUGUAACAUAGCACCAUCUUUUGCUGUGCUUGAACUCAGUUACAACAAAUUCAGUGGCAGUAUCCCCCCAGGGCUUGGUAAUUGCUCCAUGCUCAGAGUACUCAAGGCUGGCCACAACAACCUCAGUGGGACUCUCCCCCAUGAACUUUUCAAUGCUACCUCGUUGGAAUAUCUCUCUUUUUCCAGCAACUGUUUACAUGGAAUACUUGAUGGUACACAUAUAGCCAAACUCUCUAAUCUGGUUGUCCUUGAUCUUGGAGAAAACAAUUUCAGCGACAAGAUACCUGAUUCCAUAGGUCAACUCAAGAGAUUGCGAGAACUUCAUUUGGACUAUAAUAGCAUGUUUGGGGAGCUGCCAUCAACCCUGAGCAACUGCACAAAUCUCAUAGCUAUAGACCUUAAGAGCAACAGUUUCAGUGGUGAACUCUCCAAGGUUAAUUUCAGCAAUAUGCCCAAUCUAAGAACCAUAGAUCUUAUGCUGAAUAAUUUCAGUGGCAAAAUUCCAGAAAGCAUAUACUCCUGUAGAAACCUGACUGCACUACGGCUAUCUUCGAAUAAGUUCCAUGGACAGUUAUCAGAAGGACUAGGCAAUCUGAAGUCCCUCUCGUUCCUGUCGCUUGCAAACAACAGUCUUUCAAAUAUAGCAAAUGCACUUCAGAUACUAAGGACCUCCAAGAACCUGACCACACUUCUUUUUGGGAUCAAUUUCUUUAACGAAACCAUACCAGAUGAUGCCGAAACUUAUGGUUUUGAGAAUCUUCAGUUUAUGGACAUCGGAAAUUGCCUCCUAUUGGGGGAAAUACCUCUUUGGAUAUCAAAGUUAGUAAAUUUGGAAAUAUUGGUUUUAAAUGGCAAUCAACUCAGUGGACCUAUACCAACCUGGAUCGACACACUGGACAACCUUUUCUAUUUAGACAUAUCAAACAACAGCCUUACAGGGGAAAUUCCGAAAGAAUUAAUGAAUAUGCCAAUGCUAACUUCAGAUAAGACUGCAGCUCAUUUGGAUGCAAGCGUCUUUGAUCUGCCAGUUUAUGAUGGUCCAUCACGUCAAUACCGCAUACCGAUUGCUAUUCCUAAAGUUUUAAAUCUAAACACAAACAAGUUCACAGGUCUGAUUCCCCCAGAGAUUGGUCAGUUGAAAGCCCUCCUUUCAUUUGAUGUCAGCUCCAACAACUUAACUGGACCAAUCCCCCCAUCUAUCUGCAAUCUCACAAACCUGCUGGUGCUAGAUUUAUCCAACAAUAAUCUCACGGGUAAAAUCCCAGUUGCAUUGGAGAACCUGCACUACCUUUCCACAUUCAACAUUUCUAACAAUGACCUAGAAGGGCCUAUUCCAACUGGUGGCCAAUUUAGUACAUUUCAGAAUUCCAGCUUUUUGGGGAAUCCGAAGUUGUGUGGCUCUAUGCUUGGUCAUCGAUGCGAUUCAGCUGAUGUACCUCUGGUAUCCACAGAAGGAAGAGAUAAGAAGGCCAUUGUUGCAAUUUCAAUUGGCGUGUUCUUUGCAGCAAUUGCCAUUCUUUUGUUGCUGUGGCGUGUCCUUGUCUCAAUCAAGGCUAACAAUCUAACAGCCCAAAGUCGAAGAGAGGAUAAUGGAGAUUUUGAAACAUUUUCAUUCAACUCCAGCUCAGAGCAUGAACUGAUCAUGAUGACACGAGGAAUGGGAGAAGAAAGCAAGCUCACAUUCUCUGACAUUGUAAAAGCUACAAAUAACUUCAACAAAGAAAACAUUAUUGGGUGUGGUGGCUAUGGUCUAGUCUACAAGGCUGAGCUACCUGAUGGCUGCAAGCUCGCCAUCAAGAAGCUCAAUGGUGAAAUGUGCUUGAUGGAAAGGGAGUUCACUGCAGAGGUUGAAGCACUGUCCAUGGCUAAGCAUGACCAUCUUGUGCCACUGUGGGGAUACUGCAUCCAGGGAAGCUCAAGGUUCCUCAUAUACUCCUACAUGGAGAAUGGCAGCCUGGACGAUUGGCUUCACAACAGGGAUGACGAUGCCAGCACAUUUCUUGACUGGCCAACAAGGCUCAGGAUUGCGCAAGGAGCAAGCCGUGGCCUUUCUUAUAUCCAUAAUGACUGCAAACCUCACAUUGUGCACCGUGACAUCAAAUGCAGCAACAUCCUACUUGACAAAGAAUUAAAAGCUUAUGUUGCAGAUUUUGGACUGUCAAGGUUGAUCCUUUCGAACAAAACCCAUGUCACGACAGAGUUGGUUGGCACUCUAGGUUACAUCCCCCCUGAGUAUGCGCAUGGAUGGGUGGCCACUUUGAGAGGUGAUAUAUACAGCUUCGGAGUUGUCCUUCUUGAGCUGCUCACAGGGUUGCGACCUGUUCCAGUCCAGACAACAUCAAAAGAACUUGUCCCAUGGGUGCUGGAGAUGAGCUCUCAGGGAAAGGAAGUUGAUGUCCUGGAUCCAACACUCUAUGGCACAGGGCAUGAAGAGCAAAUGCUUAAGGUGCUUGAGGUUGCUUGCAAAUGUGUGAACAAUAACCCUAGCAUGAGGCCACAUAUCAUGGAAGUAGUUACACGCCUGGAAAGCAUCAAUGUUGGCCUGCAGACACAAAAGUCAGUCAAGACAAUACAGUUAGCCAGUUAUACGUGAGAAUAUUGUAAAUUCAUGCAUAGAGUACAUGUAUCUUUAACAAGAGGUACUACUUUUGAGUUCUACUAGUGUUAUAGUGUCCUGUACAAUUUUGCACAUACUGAGACCUGUGUACUUCUUUGAGUAAAGAAUCCAUCUGGACCAUACGCCA
Sorghum bicolor (sorghum) is the source of this 5206-nucleotide messenger RNA. Its product is annotated as tyrosine-sulfated glycopeptide receptor 1. Lineage: Eukaryota; Viridiplantae; Streptophyta; Magnoliopsida; Poales; Poaceae. Gene Ontology annotation, biological process: protein phosphorylation. Bases 538 to 5055 code for a protein of 1505 amino acids. The transcript is spliced from 2 exons. The record is from RefSeq and is a predicted model, not a curated record. Gene Ontology annotation, molecular function: receptor serine/threonine kinase binding; ATP binding; protein kinase activity.